AUGUCAUAUAACAAUAAUAAUAAUAAUUAUAAUGGUUAUAAUAAUUACCCACCUCAGCAACAAGGAAUGCCUCCACAGCAGCAGCCACAACAAAGAAUGCCUCCACAACAGCAACAAGGAAUGCCCCCAAUGCAGAUGCCAAUGGCUCCACCUCCUCAGGGAACUACCAGAGUAGUCAACAGUCAAGUAACAUACUCAACAGUGAACACUGAUUAUGACACAGGAAGAUCAAGACUAAAGGUAUUGCCAGGAAUAUUCCGUUCGAGUAGGAGCCAUGGUCCAUCUCCAACUGUUGUAAAUUAUUCUGUUGCUCCUCCAAUGGUUGUUCAAGCACCUCCUCAAGUAUAUGUACAACAACCUGUAUACCAGACACCAGUUUACACACAAGUACAGACAAGUGUACCUGUCUACUACCCACAGCCUGCAUACUAUCAAGCAGGUCCUCCUCAGUACUACUAUCAU
This is a messenger RNA of Acytostelium subglobosum LB1, 462 nucleotides long. RefSeq lists its product as hypothetical. The record is from RefSeq and is a predicted model, not a curated record. The annotation marks the transcript as partial. The transcript has a single exon. Lineage: Eukaryota; Evosea; Eumycetozoa; Acytosteliales; Acytosteliaceae.